AUGUACUUAUUAAUUGACAUGGAAAAAAUUGACAUCCAAGUGUUAGUUACCAUUUCAUACAUAAACACCACCGGAGAACAAACACAUUUGUGCAGGGCUAAUUUUCCCGUUGGCUGGGGUUUUAAAGUUAAAGUUUUUGACCAAAACGAAGCAGUUUUAUUCGAAGUUCACAUCUCCUAUCAAUCAGACCAACUUGCAAACGUCGAAAAUAAUAACUAUUAUAUUACGAUAGCGCCUUUACUGGAAGAGGGUAGCUUUAGAGCGGCCAUACAGAUAGUCGGCCCGACUCCACAUUCCGCGUUUGUUUCGCCGAGAAAUUAUGGGCAAGACUUAUUGAUUAGACUUUUGGAUGAUCAAGAAAGAGAAGAAGCAGGAGUAGAAGAAGAAAUAGAAGAAGAAAGAGAAGAAGAAGAAGAAGAAUUUAAUGUUUUCCCAACCCCUCCGCCAACCCCUCCUCUCUAA
Messenger RNA from Cinara cedri, 462 nucleotides. The record is from the annotation of a GenBank genome assembly. NCBI's taxonomy places the organism in Eukaryota, Metazoa, Arthropoda, Insecta, Hemiptera, Aphididae.